This is a messenger RNA of Coccinella septempunctata (seven-spotted ladybird), 2405 nucleotides long. RefSeq lists its product as uncharacterized. The transcript has 5 exons. NCBI's taxonomy places the organism in Eukaryota, Metazoa, Arthropoda, Insecta, Coleoptera, Coccinellidae. The record is from RefSeq and is a predicted model, not a curated record. Bases 163 to 1884 code for a protein of 573 amino acids.
UGUAUUAUCUAACCUCAAAAAAUGGCUUUUAGUGUUUGUAUUUUAUUCAAAAAUAUUUUCAAUUUUUGGAACAGCUUUCCACACUUGAAAGAAAUCUGAUACUGAGUGAUGUUUUUCAAUUAAAGCUGCACAUAUCUCACAGGAAAAUUACAAAAUAAAACUAUGGAAAAGUUAUCUAAAAAACUAUUAGCUUCUAGUUGUCUUUUUUGCGCUAAUUCCUCAACAAGCGUACGAAAAUUCAAAAUAACUGAAGAUUAUGGUGGAGGAAAUACCAUACGAUAUGACUUGACGAGUUUUCUCGGCCACCAGAUCGAACCAUAUUUGAAAGAUGAUGAUCUUCUAUGCAGUAACUGCAUGAACUUUUUUGAAAACAUGGCCUACACAAAAAGGAGACUCAUAGACUUUUUAAGAAAUAGGGAUGAAUCAGAAGAUAUAAAAAUGCAGGGUUUCAGUGAUAUAUGGAAGGGAUUCAAAAAAUUUGCAGUGAACUUGGUUAAAUUUAAUCCUAAUGAAUCAGAGGAGAACUGGGAUUCAACUGAAGUAUGCGGUAGAAGUUUAACACCUAAUCCUUUAGUUCAUACAUACUCUGAACCAUACAACCAAGCAUAUGAGAAAGAAUUUUCGGAAAUUGAAAGAGCUAGAAGUAAAUCAGUUGUUUCACAUUGGGAUGGAAGGUCUGAGACAGACCUUGAACUAAAGCAAAUUUUUUCGAGAAGAGGCAGGCGUAAAAAAAGAGGUCAUAAUUGGACAAGACGAAGGGGUGAACAGAAGUCAAGGGCACUUUCUAGAACAUAUCCUGCUAUUUAUGAUAAUUAUGAAAGGAACUGUUAUACUUCUAUGACUACAAUAAGUCAUGCCUCGUCAGACAAAUCUGCCGCUAGUGGAAAAUCAACAUCGUCCAGGAGAAAAAGAAGAUUAGUUGAAGGAAAACCUGUCAGAACACGUUCUGUUAGCCGACUGGAGAAUUACCUAGCGAAUGUGACUGCCGAAAAGGAAUCAAAUAAAUUCUAUUGCGAAGAAAUAAAUUGUUCUUUAUUUUUUGAAAAACUUGAGAAUUUCGUUCUGCAUAAACGAUACGACCACAAUAUCAUCGCAAGGUUUCCUUGUCAACUUUGUCGGUUUAAAGGGACAACUAGGCAAGAAUUGGAAAUGCAUCAUUCUAAAUUGCACGAUAAAGAAACUAUUUUGUGUUUCCAAUGCCGAGCCGAGAUCCAAGGAACGUACAAUUUACAGGAACAUCUCAAGAAACAUCAGGAGUACUCGAUAGGCUGUAAAUUCUGCUACCUGAGUUUUCUCUCUAAGGCUGAUUUGGUUGAGCACGUAUCAAAAGAUCAUCAAGGGAAGAGGAAAAAGGUUCACGAGAAGCCGAGUUUUGUUCUUCAGACAAUCGUGAAUAAAGAAAAAGUGUUGGGUGAACGGUUUAAAACUAACAAUAAUAACAGUUUAAGAGAUAAACACAAAGAGUUUAAAUGUAUAGUGUUGAAUGUGGAAAAAUCCCCAUCUCCCGAACCCGUGCUACGAAAUUGUAGGACCCCAGUUGCCCCCUUCACUUCUACACCAGUGGCGAAUAGUGAUAAAUCUCCCUUUUUUACUGUGAUAAGUGGCGGUCCAGAUGUUGAGGGUACAAUAAACGACAUUUCAAGGACGGAAAUAACAAGCGGUGGAGUGACGAACGAUGGCUCGUUGGAGCCUCAGAAUGUGCCGGUAAGUUCCGAAUCCAUUUCAACAAACUCUGACUCAAUGCACAAGAAGGACAGUAGUGAAAUUUUGGAGAGAUCCGAGAACACUUCGACUUCGUGUGGACUCAGUUCACAGUUGAGCCGUUUGGUCCCUGUUGUGAUUUUAGAGAGAUUAGACUUGCAAAAAUAUAAACCUAAUUCAUAGUUUUCAUCUGGAAAAUUAUCAAUGUCUCUUGUCUUGUCAUUCCGUCUAACUUUUUUGAAAUUUCUUUUUGAAAAUAAAUUUUUCUUUUUCAGUUAUAGGAGAAUCUGGAACCUGUAUAUAUAAUAUAAAAUAAUGUCUAUAGAUACGAUAACCAAUAGUUCGUAGGAACAAAAACUUACAUUUCGUUGAGUCAAUAACUGUAUAAAUUCUUUAUGAUGAGAAUAUUUCCAUCAUUUCUUUGAUAUUAUUCUGAUCUCGUACAAAAUUGUUUGGAGGAUAUUGAAAUGAACCCAAAAAUGAAAAAUAAUGGAAAAUGGAAAACCAAGAUGGAAAAUUCUCUGAUUUAUUCAUGUUAUUAUUUUGAAUGUGAUCAUAUUGACGUCAAAAUAAGCAAAAGUACAAAUUUAUAACGUAAAAAUAGGAGAGUUUUUCGUUAAAAUAUGUUCGAAUAUGAAUAUUGAGAACAUUGAACUUAAAUUUUUUUCAGUCUCCACGUUUUUCAAUAAAUUUUAUUUAUUCAC